Penicillium nucicola is the source of this 1128-nucleotide messenger RNA. RefSeq lists its product as uncharacterized. The record is from RefSeq and is a predicted model, not a curated record. Bases 1 to 1128 code for a protein of 375 amino acids. Gene Ontology annotation, molecular function: iron ion binding; heme binding; monooxygenase activity. The transcript is spliced from 5 exons. Lineage: Eukaryota; Fungi; Ascomycota; Eurotiomycetes; Eurotiales; Aspergillaceae.
AUGCCGAUGAUCUUACAUCACUACAAUAACGUCAUGAAAAAGCUCACCGGUCUCACUGAGGCGGGACAUACCACGAUCAAUGUCUUCAAUCUGAGCCGCUCGUUCUCUGCAGAUGUGCUGUCAAAUUUUGUCUCAGGUUCCGCCUUCGGGUGCAUCAAUGAGGAUGAGAAGGGAUUUGACAGUGGCUUUGUUCGUGCAAUCCAAUAUAGCAGUGACACCUACUUUGAAAACCGUAACCCGUUCUUGCUAUGGUGGAGGCAGCUAGCCAAACUGUUGGGCAAGAGUAUACCAUCUGCGGGUGGGAAUGAGAAAUUGGACGAAUUAUCUUUUUCAGAUGAUUUAGUGGAGAACUAUCUCUCAAGAAGAGACGGAUUGAAACAGGGCGAAGACAAUUCAGUGCUUUCUACCCUCCUGAGCUGCAACGCUGGAAAUAAAACCCAACCCCUUUCAAAACGCGAGCUUAUGGCGGAAGGGAGAAGUCUUCUUGCUGCAGGUGUGAACACUAUUGGAUUUGCUCUAUCAAGCACACUGUUCUAUAUUGCGCGGGAUGAGGAAGUUCAGCUUUUUCUGCAAGCGGAGCUUGAUGUUUACGAGUCUCAUUUCAGGCAAAAUGCGUCUCAGCAGAAAAUUGCAGAGCUGCCUUACUUGUACUUUGCACCGAAGACCAGCUGUAUUAAGGAAGGGCAUCGGCUUUCAGGAACUGUGAAUGGUCGCCUACCAAGAGUUGCUGGGCCGCAAGGAGUAAAUAUUGGAGAACAUUUUCUUCCAGAAGGAACGGUAUUUGGAAUGAGUAAUAAGGCAUGCCAUAUGUUGCCAGAGGUGUUUGAAAAUCCCGAGAAGUUUAUGCCCAUGCGAUGGAUUAACAAUGAUGAGUCCAAGAUCCAACUGAUGACUGCCAACCUUCACCCAUACGGUCGGGGACAGAGACAAUGCUUAGGGGAAAGUGUCGCACACAACAUCAUACUUCUUUUGAUUGCCGGAAUACUGAAGAAGAACACCCUGACGAUUGUUGAACCAGAGGCAUUUGUUCGGAUCUCUACUUUCGAAUCAUUGCCACAAGGAGGCCGUAUCAACAUUCAUAUGCGACCUCGGCGAACUGUUGCCCUGGAUUCCUCAAAUUUAAACUAG